UGGCUGCAAGACAGUGGGAAAACAGUUACCUUAGACACACAAAGGAUAAAAAAACAAAUAGAAAGAAAAAAGGAAAGACAGAGGAGCUGCGUGUAUUAUUUUUAACAUUUAAUACUCCCAGAGGAGCUACCAGACGAAUCAUCUCUCCACGCCUCCCUGUUCUCUCUCCUCUGCACUCCUCCUCUACCUCACCCAGCACUCACACCCAUCCAUGAGUGAGACCAACUCUUCUGCCUAUCGAUCGGAGCGUAGUUUCCACCAGACUUCAUCUUCAUCCUCAUCCUCUGGUAACCCAUACAUGGAGAAAAGCCGGGGACUGUUUUCUGAGGACUUUGGCUCCUUCAUGAGGCCUGGGAGCGACGCCUUGGGGUUUUCCGGUGGAGCUGGAAACAUUAAAACUCUCGGGGAUUCGUACCAGUUCACAGUUGACGUGCAAGACUUCUCCCCUGAGGACGUCAUUGUCACCACGUCCAACAACCAGAUAGAAGUUCAUGCAGAAAAGUUGGCCCAGGACGGUUCAGUGAUGAACACAUUCACCCACAAGUGCCAGCUACCUGAGGAUGUAGACCCCACCUCGGUGACGUCAUCACUGGACACAGAGGGAACCCUUACAGUCCGUGCGCGGCGACACCCAGCCAAGCACGAGCUCGUACAGACCUUCCGCACCGAGAUCAAGAUCUAGAAACACCAGAUUUUUUUUUUUUUUUUAUGCAUCUUCCUUGAUUUCCUGUCUUGACCGAACCCAUUCAACUCCCACCGUGCGCUGUAAAACCAACCACAUCCUCCCGCUGUGUCUGCAACUCAGUUAUUGUGCGAGAUAGUUCACCAGACACAGCUGCAAUAGGUCAUAGCUGCAAAUAACAGGCUGAGACGUAGAAGCUUGGACAUGUAUAGCAUUUGGACAAGCAUACACACACACACACACUGUACUGAUCAGUCCAGUACUUCACUUGUGUCGUUUAACACAGUUCAACUCCCUUGUCUAAAUUCAGAAUUUUAAAAUUGAUGGUUUCUCAUUAAUAAUUUAUUCUGUUGUAUUAUUUGUAUGAAUAAAAUACUCCUUCUUUGACAAUAAAAAUGCUGAUGCCUUCAGUUUCCCCUAUGUGGUUUGGGGAAAGAGCUCAAUCCCGUUAAAUGAGUUGAUUUGAAAAUUAAUGAAGCAAACCCAGCGAGCUAGUUCAGGCCAACUCGAGCUGCUCUGCUCCAAUCAUGUGACAAACCUCACUCUCCACGACCAUCUAUAGUACACACCCACCUUAUUAGGUGGCCGAUUAAAGCAGAGAGAGAUUUCCCAUCGCCCCCUUGGCUCACACUGCUGCUGCAGUAUUGGUACCAGUUGCUUCAGCCCCUCCACCACCUCAGCAUCCACCAACAGCGGGUUACAGAUAUUUGCUCAUCACUCCCAUAAUAUCUGUGUAAUCAUAUCAGGGGGGAGGGAUUAAGUUCUAGACACCAAACACUAAACCUGUUCUACUGUUGCAAUAAAUGUUUGAACGUGA
Platichthys flesus (European flounder) is the source of this 1499-nucleotide messenger RNA. RefSeq names its product heat shock protein family, member 7 (cardiovascular) (gene hspb7). Gene Ontology annotation, biological process: heart development. The transcript is spliced from 3 exons. NCBI's taxonomy places the organism in Eukaryota, Metazoa, Chordata, Actinopteri, Pleuronectiformes, Pleuronectidae. The record is from RefSeq and is a predicted model, not a curated record. Bases 212 to 682 code for a protein of 156 amino acids. Gene Ontology annotation, cellular component: cytoplasm; nucleus.